GUUCCAGUGAGAGGAAGGAGCUCCAGAUCCAGGCGUGCUCGGGCUUCUCUGACAUCACGGACUCGGAGGAUGAAGCGCGCGGGAGUCAGAGACACAUGAGCGCGCAGCAGCGGGAUCUGACCGUGGGGAUGGACCGGCGGCGGAGAGCCUCGCUCGCGCUCAGCCUGAACCUCCUCGCGCUGAUCCUCGCCAUCUCCGCGCUGACCACCAGCUACUGGUGCGAGGGCCACCGGAAAGUUGUCAAGCCCUUCUGCACCGGACCGGUGACCGCCAAACAGACGCACUGCAUCCGAUACAACAGCUCGAACACGAACGACAGUCGGCUGGUGCAGUACAUCUGGGAGACCGGAGAGGAUAAGUUUGUCCUGAGGAAGUUCCACACCGGCAUCUGGUUCUCCUGCGAACAGAACGUCGACCUUGUCGGUGAGAAAUGCAGAAGCUUCAUAAACGUGGCUCCUCCUCAUGAGAGAGGUGUUUUGUGGCUCUGCAUCGUGGCCGAGUGUCUCUACAUCUUACUGCUGGCCACCGGAGGAAUCCUCAUGUCCAUCGAGGUUUGCCAUAUUGGAAACCUCAUCGAUGGACUGAAACUGAAUGCAUUUGCUGCCAUAUUCACAGUUCUGUCAGGUCUUCUGGGGAUGGUAGCACACAUGAUGUUCACGACAGCGUUCCAGCUGACCGUCAGUCUGGGCCCGGAGGACUGGAAACCACAGAACUGGGACUACAGCUGGUCUUACAUCUUGGCCUGGAGCUCGUUCACCGCCUGCAUGGCCUCCUCGGUCACCACCAUCAACAGAUACACAAAGACUAUUCUGGAGUUCAAACACAAGCAGAGGAACAUUGAAAAGAACCUGAAGAUCAAGCAGAAGCUGCUGGAGCUGGACUCUCCAGAGCAGGUGUGGGACAUGUACAUCAGCUCCGUCCCCAGCUCGGCCGAGGAGUUCCUGGACCUGUCCACUUCUGGACGCAAGCUCUCCACCAACUCAGUGUUCCUGGACCUCAAUGACCUGCCGUCUGCACAAGGAGAGGAGUACUGCUGAAGCCACGCUCUUCUGCGUCUGGAUCAGAGCUGUGAAGAACGACUGGUCUGAUGUUGUGCUGCUGUCUGAAGAUGAUGCUGUGAGUUUUAGUUGGUUAUUAAUGUGCUGCUGACGUUGUAUGUGUAACACCUACUGUGGGACCAGAACUGGGAUGAAUGAACGAUAUUCCUCGAUCUUAGAGAAUUAAAUGUGACACAAGUUUUUUUUUUUUUUUUUUUUUUACUGCAUUAGAAAUAUUCUGAGAGCUGCCACUGAUUCAGUAGAAACAGUAGAUCUAAGCUUUAGAAGUCAUUCCCAGAUCGAUCCUGAGGGUCUCUUAAUGAGAUGGAUUACUUGGAUUAGCUCUAGUUUGUUAGCGUCUCAUCUCAGAAAUAUAAGAGAAUUAUUUAGCUUUUGAGUUUGCAUAAUUCUAAAUCAGGUGUUUGGGAUUAAAGAAGUGUCUUCAUGCUGUGUGUUGUGUUUGGGAUGAAAGAGCGUGAUCCAUGAGGUCAAGAUAAUUGAGUUCUGGGUUCUGUAUAUUUGACCCUUAUUUAAAUCAAAAGAAUAAACAACUUAUUGAUUUAUCAAUUAAUUUAUGAACUGUCUGAGUCUGUGUUCUGUCAAAAUUAACUGCUAAUAUUGUAUGUGAAACUUUUUCAGUGAUCUACAAGCACUGACCAUCUCCUUCUAGACUAAUGAUGCUUAAUAAUGCAUGUGUCAGAUCGGUCAUGUUUAGUUUGAUAUCGUGUGUUCUCAUAAAUGAGCAAAUUGCUGCAUUUAUUUAUUUCAUAUUUUCUUUGACUUUAUGUUGAUGAAAUGUAUAUUAAAUAAAUACAAAAGUAUUUUACAAAAAACAUACAGGCAUAGAGUAAUAAUUAUCAAACGAUGCAUUGUAAUAAUUAAGAACCUUAUAACCUGAAAUGAGUUUUUCUGGUUGAUUGUCUGCUUGUUUCGGCCAGAUGGUGGCGCUAAAGACACAUGAACCAAUAUGAUCUCUAAUGCACUGCUAGACUGUUUUCCUUUUUAAAUCCACUCAUAUAAUAUAUUACAUAUGUUAUUGAAAUAUGACAUAGUUAAUAUUCAAUGACCUUUAGCCAUGAAUAAACGAUC
Messenger RNA from Carassius gibelio (silver crucian carp), 2126 nucleotides. Its product is annotated as germ cell-specific gene 1-like protein. The transcript is spliced from 5 exons. Gene Ontology annotation, cellular component: plasma membrane. Bases 96 to 1037 code for a protein of 313 amino acids. The record is from RefSeq and is a predicted model, not a curated record. NCBI's taxonomy places the organism in Eukaryota, Metazoa, Chordata, Actinopteri, Cypriniformes, Cyprinidae.